AUGAUUACGUUCUCUUUGCCAUCCCCCUUCUGCAUCCUCCCGUCCAUGGCAGGACCGCCGUCACUCAGCAGCGCCGUGCUGCGCGCCAUAGCCAAAAGCGAAAGCCUCGACCCCACGCCGUCGGCGCUGCCGCCGGAAAGUAACGAGGAACCUGACGUGCCGUUAACUCCAAAACGCACGUCCGUCUACAUUCGACGACUCUUAGGUCUCGGAAGCACAUCAUCGAGCCGCGCUGUUUCUUCCACGUCGAAAUGGGAGGACAUUAGCGACUCGGACACCGUCUCUUCCAAACCCUCCGCCUCAACCGCCGCGAUCAACCGCGAUCAUGCCACGUCGACUUCUGCGGGACUUGCGAGAGGCUCAGCUGCCGCCGCCGCCGCUGCCGCUGCCGCUGCCGCUGCCGCAGCAGGGGGUGCUAGCGGGCUUAAGGGGAGGUCGCGGCGGGAGCGCAGCGUCUCCCCCGUUCCGCAAGGAAGCCGCCUAUUCGCGCCCACCCAGGCUUCUAUGGCAAAGGCACGCGCCGCCGAUAGAGUCAGCGCCGCCGCCGCCGCCGCCGCCGCCGCCGCCGCCGCGAUGGGCGCCGGAAAGAAGGUGUACGAUGGCGGUGCCGCAGCCACCGCUGCUUCUGCUGCCGCCGCUGCAGCCGCCGCCGCCGUCGGUGCCGCCGCGACGGGCGGGAACUCCAGCCGCGUUGUCCCGAGCAGCUUGUUAGGAUUGGACGGCAAGUCGACUGACGAAUUGCUGACGGUUAUGCCGGCGGAGUUAACUUCCGCGCGCGCGCAAGCGCUGUCAGGCGGGAAAAGUCGCGGCAGCCGGGGGGACAAUGCGGGGAACUCCGCGGCAGGCGGAGCAGGCGCGGCAGCAGGCAGCGUUUCCGCCAUCCCCGCCCGUUCGCUUUCGACUGGUUCGGUUUCUACCGCCAUCAAUGCGGGAAGCGCGGGGAAAGGGGCAAAGGACGGCGCUUCCGCUUCCGCCAGUCGUCGCGGAAGAUCGACCGGACCAGCUGACCGGGAAGACAGCAGAGCAAGCGCAGGCGCAGGCGCAAACCCGCGCGGCCUCCGCGCGCCCGUCCCGAGCGGAAAGGAGCGCUUCCACCCGCACCGCUCUCCCACCCACCCUCCGUCCUCUGUGCCCUCCGCGCUUUCCCCCCAGUCGCGCUUUGCGCACGCGGAAGAAAGCCGCACUCCCGGCGGGUCGGGGAAGCUCUACGAGUUCUCCCCGCCCCUGGGAUCUUCCGCCAGUCUGCGCGCUGAAACGGAUGUCCGCGGAGGAGCUGGUGCCAUCGGCGGAAGCGGAAGCGGGGGAGGGAAGCGCGCGGGAAGCGGAAUCGGGAGCUACGCUGCCUUGCUCACCACGUCGAGCUCGCUAGAACUGCCUGCUGGUGGCGCGAAACCCGCCGGCAAUCGCGGCAGGCACGCGGAUAGAAUCGAUGGCGCUGACGUGUCGUCGCCCGACAUGACUGCCGCGAUUGGCUCGCCUGCACGGAGCGCGUCGGGGAGGAGCGCGGCGGCUACAGCCGCCAAAGCGCGGCUGUACGCGAAAGGCGGCAGUGGGAGUGGCGGAAACCGGAUCGGCGCGGGCAUGGACGACAAGUCCGCGGAGGUAUUUUCCCCUGCGCUGUCAUCCUCCCCCUCGCGCAUCCCUCUUCCGCGCAAGGCGCAGGCGCAGGCGCAGCUCACGCAGCAAGCGCAGCGGCAGCAGGCGGAACAAACGGCGGCGGCGGCGGCGGCGACCCGCGCGAGUGUGGUGGCGGCGUGGAUCGAAGCGUCCGCGUCGGCAGCGGCGCUCGGAACCAGCUUCGACGCUGCUUCCUCGUCGUCCCCCUCCUCUUCUCCGCUCACGGCCUCGAUUUCUCUCCCCGUGACUCGUGCAGCAACAGCAUCAGCAUCGGCAACAGCGGCGGCGGCGGCGGCGGAGAAGAGUCGUUUCUCUGCUCCCGUGGUCCCCGCCACAGCAAUGGGGGGAGGCGGAAGAGGCGGCGGGGGAGUGGGGGGAGCGGGCGGCGGAGGAGCGGUUGGGAUGACCAGCGGGAGCAUGGAGCUAGAAUUAGCAUCUUUAACCCGAGUGCUAUCUUCUGCUUCUUCUUCUGUUGGUGCUGGCGCUGGUGGGAGUGGUGCGGGGUAUGCUAAUGGCAGUGUGAGUGGCAAUGCGGCGAGCCGGCAAAUUCUAGAGGUGGAGGAGGAGGAGGAGGAUGAAGGGCCGCUGCAAUUCGGAUGGCCGCUUAAAUCGCUGGACUGGAAGCAGCAGCAGGAAGAUAUGGCUGAGGAGAAGGAGGAGGAGGAGGGGAAAGCGGAGGAGGAAGAAGAGGAGGAGGAUGAGGAGGAGGAUGAGGAGGAGGGGGAGAGCGAGGGGGAGCAAGCGGGCGGGGAAGGUGCUGCGAGUGUGCUGAGCAGAGGAGAGGGCGAGAGGAGUAUGAGUGAGCGCAAGGAGAGAGUGUGGCUCAGUGGGGAGUUGCAAAUCGGCGUUGCCAGCCCACUGCUGUCUCGCACUGUAAGCGGAGCAGGGGAGGAGGUAUCGGCAGAAGAAGAGGAAGAGGAGGAAGCGGAGGAAGAGGAUGAGGAUGAUGAAGAGGAAGAGGAAGGCGAGGAGGACGAGGAGGAAGGAGAGGAAGAGGAGGAGGCGAGUGCGCUGGUGAAGCCUAGGCAGGGGUCUGUGAGCAAGCUCUCGAAGCAUUCGGUUGGGGCUGUGAAUGGGAAGGGGGCGGCAGUGCAAGGAGCAGCAGGAGCAGCAGCAGCGCUGCUGGAUGCAGUGGUGCCGGGCGGCAAGUCUUGGCUCAUGCUGGGGAAGCUCGCAGUCUUCGAGCAACUAGAACUCGGAAUCACCCUCUCAUGCCCCUCACCUGCCCCUCCUCCUGGCGUCCACCCAGACGACCCAGCCUGGAUUGCCGCAGACCAGGCGAGGAGGCAGGAGGAGCGACGGCAGCGCCGGCUUCUGUUUGACGCAGUCAAUGAGGCGUUAGGAAGGAGGCUCGGGCCGUUCCUGGAGGCGUCCCCGUGGCUGGCGGCGGUGCAGCAGGUGCCGCUGGUUCGGCCCAGGCCUGAGGGUCAGGCUUUGCUGCUGGAGGUUUGGGAGGAGGUGCACGACUGGCCGGUUCCAGCUUCGGACGAGGUUUAUGAUAUUCUGGACGAUGCUGCGAGGAGGGAUAUGGCCCGAGGGCUGGAUAAAUGGGCGGAUACGAGUGCCGAGGCUUUAAUGUCGGUGUUUUCGCUUGAAGAGAUGGUGAUGGAGCAGCUUUUGGAGGAGAUUAUGGGGGAUUUGUCGCAGGUGGAGAAGGCACGGAGGGGAAAGAGAGGCGUGAUUAUGAUGGGACCGGCGUGGAGGCACGGGAGGGGUGUGGGAGGAGGUAUGGGUGGCGGUGGCGGCGGGAGUGGUGGUUCAGGGAGUGGUGGUGGUGGGGGUAGUGGUGGUGGGAGUGGCGGCGGCGGUGGGUUUAUCCCGGAUGCCAACUCUUUGAUUGCAAUGAAGGGCCUGCGAUGGCUCGGCCGGCGAUCGCUAUAA
Closterium sp. Naga37s-1 is the source of this 3498-nucleotide messenger RNA. The record is from the annotation of a GenBank genome assembly. NCBI's taxonomy places the organism in Eukaryota, Viridiplantae, Streptophyta, Zygnematophyceae, Desmidiales, Closteriaceae.